CGGGGGACCCGACACAAGAUCGGGGACCCGGCGGCGGCUCCGCGGGGAAACAGCGAGACUGGCGCAGCGCCGAGGCCGGGGCCCUGGGGGCCCACAAUCCACGCCACGGAAUCCCCGAGUGAGCCGGAAUGAGCGCAGCCACUGCCCAUCACAGACGGUGAAGAAACUCCUGGAAGAACAGAGGCGCCGCCAGCAGCAGCCUGACGCUGCUGGGCUACCGGGACAGUUCCCGCUUCCCCUGGCCCAGCCUCUGGCUCCAUCUGUGAAUGAAGGUGAAGCUAGCCAUACUCACUUCCCAGCACACCAGGAGACUGUGGGUUCUGGACUUGGCAGCCUGGCCCCCUCCACGGGCUUUCCAGACUGGAACCCCAACACGCAUGCUGCCUACACAGACAGCCACUACUCUUACCCUGCUUCUGCUGCUGACGUUUUCCUGGCUCCUGACUUCUACCCACCCUCGGACCCAGGGCGGCCGUGUCCGUUUCCCCCGGGGAUGGAGGAGCCCCUGGAUACCCGGCUCUAUGUAGACCCUUCCCUGCCACAGACGGGAUCCUGGAGAGGUUCUGGACUCCCCUCAGGACCCCCACAGUUGCCCCCUGUGGUCACCGGACCAUCCCUGGACACUGCCCGUGCUCACAUGCUGGCUUUAGGGCCACAGAACCUGCUGGCCCAGGAUGAGGAGGGAGACACGUUCCUGCACCUGUUUGCGGCUCGGGGGAUGCGCUGGGCAGCAUACGCUGCAGCUGAGCUGCUCCAAGCUUACAGACAUCUGGACAUUCGUGAGCAUAAGGGCAAGACCCCUCUCCUGGUGGCUGCUGCUGCCAACCAGCCCCUGAUUGUGGAGGAUCUACUGAACCUGGGAGCUGAACCCAAUGCCACUGAUCAUCAAGGACGUUCUGUCUUGCAUGUGGCCGCUACGUAUGGGCUCCCAAGGGUCCUCUCGGCUGUGAUUAACUCAGGGGUUCGCGUUGACCUAGAAGCCAGAGACUUCGAGGGCCUCACUCCACUCCACACAGCCAUCCUGGCCCUCAAUGUUGCUAUGCACCCUCCUGACCUAUGUCCCACGGUGCUGAGUACCCAGGCCCAAGACAGGCUGGCUUGCGUCCAGAUGUUGCUGCAGAUGGGUGCUGACCACACCAGCCAGGAGAUCAAGAGCAACAAGACUGUUCUGCACUUGGCCGUGCAGGCUGCCAACCCUACUCUGGUUCAGCUGCUGCUGGAGCUGCCACGGGGAGACCUGCGGGCCUUUGUCAACAUGAAGGCCCAUGGGAAUACAGCCCUCCACAUGGCGGCCGCCCUGCCCCCAGGGCCGGCCCAGGAGGCCAUUGUGCGGCGCCUGCUGGCAGCUGGGGCGGAUCCAACACUGCGCAACCUGGAGAAUGAGCAGCCUGUCCACUUGCUGCGGCCCGGGCCGGGCCCCGAGGUGCUCCGGCAGCUGUUGAAGAGGAGCCGUGUGGCAACCCCAGGCCUGUCCUCUUAGGACUCAAACCCAGAACCUGGACUGAUUUUCCAGUCCCCACCGUCCUGUGGGACAGCCAGCGUAUGCUAAUGUUGCAAAUCCAUGAUAAUGUAUGUGGAAUGUCCUGCCAUUGGGGUCUUACAUUAAAACCCCACAAUGGCUGCUGGGGGGUAAACAGUCCCCAAUAUUUGGGGUGGUAUGUUACCCCUCCCCCACCCACAAGGGGCCCCUUUGAUGAUUUCUGUGAAAUUGAGGCCCCUUGAUUGUUUCUGUGAAACACCCUGGACCCCUAACCCUUUCCCCACCGGGAUUUUUUGGGAUCCCCUCCCCUAACUCAGUUCUUUACGCCUGGAACCCCACAUGUAAUUCCCCUGCAUGGUACUUGGGUUACUCCUAAACAGCUUCCAGUACCAUCCCAGUAGAGCUCCUAAGAUGACCCCCUUAACCUCCCCAGGACCCGCUCCCUUCAGGUCCUUAGCCCUAAAACAGGAAAGCCUCUCCUGGGUUAGGGUCCCCUAGGUCCUACUGCUUCUUAAUUCAGAACCCAACCAGGCCCCUGUCCCAGAACUCAGUAUUUCCAGUGAAUCCCUCCCCUGUCUGAAAGCCUCUAUUAAACUCAAUUUGAACUAGA
Messenger RNA from Vicugna pacos (alpaca), 2090 nucleotides. RefSeq names its product NFKB inhibitor delta (gene NFKBID). Gene Ontology annotation, biological process: regulation of gene expression. The record is from RefSeq and is a predicted model, not a curated record. Gene Ontology annotation, molecular function: protein binding. NCBI's taxonomy places the organism in Eukaryota, Metazoa, Chordata, Mammalia, Artiodactyla, Camelidae. Gene Ontology annotation, cellular component: nucleus.